Molecule: messenger RNA, 1160 nt
Organism: Pecten maximus
Lineage: Eukaryota; Metazoa; Mollusca; Bivalvia; Pectinida; Pectinidae
Exons: 4
Coding region: 111-1142 (343 amino acids)
Source: RefSeq, a predicted model, not a curated record
GUGAAACAUUAUACUUUGACCCUAAACGUAUGUGGUCCUAAGUGACGAAGACUCCUGAGGUUGAUAACACCUGUACACACCACAAAUCAAUAAGCAGUGACCCACAUCCGAUGAAGAUGGAGUUAGAGAACUACAAGUCCAACAUUUCCAACAUCAUCGCUGGAGGGUUUGUCACCUCAGCCCUCACCAUUGGGAGGGAGCUAGGGUUGUUUGACACCCUUACAAAGCUUACCACACCCGUGACCAGUCAGCACCUAGCUGAUCUUUGUAACCUUAAGGAAAGGUAUGUACGGGAAUGGCUGGGCUGUAUGGUAGCCAGUAACAUCGUCUCCCUAGACGAUAAUGAUGACUACUUCAUUCCUGAGCAUUGUAAACCUGUCUUUGGGGACAUAAACAUUAUUGAAAUCUACCCUCUUUUCAAUGCAAUGACGAAAGAUGCAAUGGAUUGCUUUCGGAAGGAAGGCCGUGAUGGUUACGGGUAUGAGGACAUGCCAACGGAGAUGGUGGAUGCUAUAGACGGAAGAAUGGGAGAUGUAGAUAAACUUGUGGAAGCUUUAUUAGAACCAGUAUUAACAAAGAAAGAAUCUUCUCUGUCGAAUAUACUUGACCUUGGAUCAGGUGCGGGGGUUUUGACCCGAGCGCUGGGCAAACGUCUUCCUGGCGCCGCAGUCUUUGGCGUCGACUUUAACGAGAUCGCCAUCAACAAGGCAAUCGCUAAAACAGGAAGUUGUUCUAACGUAACGUAUCUGAAAGCAAGCGGCGCAUGCUUACCAAGCGAUUGGACAAAGAGAUUUGAUUUGAUAGUAUUAUACGAUGUUCUUCACGACCUUCCAUGUCCUUCGGAAUGCAUGCGCGAGGUAUAUCGUGUACUAAAAGAUGACGGCGUAGUCGUUAUAUCCGAUCCCCACGUGCACAGUAAACACAGGGACAACAUUGGUGACUUUGGGAUUGCCGGGAUGACAUACGCUAUCAGUUCCGUCAUCUGUCUCCCAAGCAGUAUGUCAACAGAGGGCGCUGCUGGAAACGGUAUUGGUUGGGGCAGCGAAAACAGGGAAUCAUUCCUGACGGAGGCAGGCUGGUGCAUCAAGGACAAACGUCAGAUUGGCUUUUCUAUGAAUCUUACAUGCGGUAAAUCUCAUUAAACUUUAUUUUGAAGUCGU